Molecule: messenger RNA, 891 nt
Organism: Ostreococcus lucimarinus CCE9901
Lineage: Eukaryota; Viridiplantae; Chlorophyta; Mamiellophyceae; Mamiellales; Bathycoccaceae
Exons: 1
Coding region: 1-891 (296 amino acids)
Biological process (GO): transcription initiation at RNA polymerase II promoter
Cellular component (GO): transcription factor TFIIE complex
Source: RefSeq, a predicted model, not a curated record
AUGGCGGGGUCGUCCAAACGCAAGGCGUCGGUGCUGGAGAAGACGCUGAAUAAGUACCGCUCUGGGCAAAAGGCGGCAUCGAAGAUCAUGACCGCGGCGGCGCGCGAUCGCGCGGCGCUGGACGCGCGAUCGGAGGCGCAGUACGCGCGCAUGAAAGCCGCGGCGGAGGCGCAGAAGCUCGCGGAGGCGGCGGCGAUCGCGGCGAUGGAGGCGGAGGCGAAACCCGUGGAGCCGGUCAAGGUGGUGGCGACGAAUCUGCUGGCGAAGCAGAAACACGCGAUCGAUACGCUCUUCGCGCAGCGACGACCGAUGUCGAACGAUGAUUUGAGAGUUUUCUUGGGCUUUGAUUGCAACGUCGGACCGCUGUUCGAGUCGCUGAAGAAUCACGAGAAGGUUCGAUACGACGCGGCGAAGGGGCUGUUCGAGUACAGGGCGAAGCACGACGUGUUGUGCAAGGAGGACGUGUUGGAGCUGGUGAAUUCGACGCCCGAUGGAUUAGCGAUCGAUGAAAUCGUCGAUGCGUACGUCAAGGCAAAGGAUGAUGCGAUCGCACUCGCGGAAGAAGACGAUGCGGUGAUCAUGUUGACGAACACGGAGACGAAGAAGAAGGUUUUGUUUAGAAAGCAGCCCGAGUACGAAGUCGACUUGAGUGAAGAUUUCGUCGGAUCCUUUCACGACAUAGAGAUCCCCGAGUACGACGUGGACUUCGAUAAGGCGUUGCGCAGAGAGGGGAUCGAACCGACACCGCGUCCAGUGUACGACUUGGGCCCAGCGCCUGAGGUGGAAAAGAAGAAGAAGAAACGCGCGGUGAACUUUGAGCGCAUGAACGUCACCAACGCGCACAUGCCCGAGUUGUUCAAGGCGGCGCAAGUCGACCGAUUGGACGGCUAA